AUGCACAUGUGAGGUGGUUUGUCAAGCCCCAACCUAACCAAAAAGAAGAAGGGGAAGAAGACCCGGGAAAUAACAAACAAAAAGCAACAAAGAGAUGAAAACAAAGCAAGCAGAGAAAAGACAAUUUACACUAAACAACUAACUCUUGACAUAAGUAUUUAUUGUAUGCAAAGAAGCACAUUAAGGAGUUCAGUGAUGAUUUAUCUUAAUGCCCAGAAAAGUUACAAAGACAGCAAAGCCUUCGCUGCAAUUCUUGGAGCGGCCUUUGUGUGGAGCCAAACUCCAAAAUGUGCCCGAAGUCCGAGCAGCACUCAAUGCCAGAGAUUUCUUCACAGAGGCAGAAGCACAGAGCAGCUCAGCUCUUAAUUCCUGGGUUAGGCCACAAUUUGACAUUUCAGUUGCAACUGCACCUCCAGUGAGACGAGGGAGGAGAAAGUGUCAGUCUGCCACAAGCAUCUUGGACAGCUGCAGUCAGCUGUCCAGGAAACAUAGUGUCUGCAAAUUCCCCCAAUUAUUGUUUAAAACAGGGUCAAAAGACCAAACUCAGCAACCAAAGGGGAUCUCCACGAAGAAAGCUAUAGAGAGUACUCAUGUGGGAAAUCAGAGGCAGGAAACCUGCCGAAAGAGAAGGACAGUUUCAGCUGCACAGUGCUCUAACCUACCAAAGGCACAGUUUGCCUCAGUAAGAAAAAAGAGUGCUGAAACAUUCUCAGACGACACUUCAUCCCACCAAAGAUGUUUGGCUGAACCUGACAGACCAUCUAUGCAAGUGUCAGAGAGAUGCAGAAUUCCAGCAGUCUGUGCUUCACCACUUCCCUGUGAAGCGUUUAGCACCACUGAAGUCAGCAGUGUCUGUCCACCUGCUGAUGUGGACACUCCGAAAGCAAUGGAGGAAAGGAACAUUUCUCCGUCUACCCCCUGUGGACAUUUGCUGCUGGCUCAGCCGUGUACACCUCCAUGUAAUGGGUCACCUGACAUUUUGGUGGCUGACACGCCAGAGAGGGACUAUGGAAUGAAGGUGACAUGGAGAAGAAGAAAGAACUUGAUGGUGUUGUUAAAACAGAGAGGCCAUCUCUCUGAGGCAGAUGCUUUAAUUCAAAGUUGAUGUAGAGAUUGUAAGAUUUUUCUGUAUUCUCAUAAUAGCUGCAGCUUAAUUUCCUGUUUAUUGGUUAAUUGACUGCAGUUCUAAACAUCAUAAUGCCACGUCUGACAAAGUCUGUUAUGAACCCCCUCUGAACAACAUUUUUAUGCAUGAGUUUAAAAUGUAACUUUAGUAAAUUAUUUUAAUGGGUGUGAUAUUAAAACGUCAAGACAGAUUCUAAUGAUACUAUCAUCUAUACUUUGAUCUAUAUUAACUUUAACUGAAAUAUCCAAAAAUUAAGAAGCACAAAAUAAGUACUCAAGUUACCUGUGUGAUCUAACCACUAGUCUUCUGAAGGACCAUUUAAGAUUGUUUUUGAUGAUUCUGCUGUGCAAGUUAAAAACAUCUUGUUUUUCUACUACAUUGCAAAAGAGGCAUAAAAUAAAUGUUUAAGAGGAAAGAGAAAGCUAAAUUCUUGAUUACUGAGUAACCUCUCAGGCUUCCUGUGACCCCCCUACAUCUGGGAUUACUCUGCAUUUUUAUCCCUUCUUCUAGCAUUCCAUUUAUUGAGACAACAUCCCAGAUUGUGAUUGGCUCUUGGUAAGUCGAGACAUCACACUAAAAGUGUUGACCCUUAAAGAGCUGUGCUGAUGCAUCCCUUCUGAAACGAAAGAUGAGCAUCAUCAGGUGAAAUAAGUUUUUAACAGUUACAGUGACACAACCCUUCAAAGACUUUCCCAGAAACCACUGAAAAACACUAGUUUCCAUUUAUGUUACAUGGUAGAUGCCAGACCUGUAACUUGCAGGUUUGUGAGUAGUUAGAUAUACCAUUAAUUCAGACUACCUCACAGCAGUGUUAACGUGUUCAAGAAAAACAUACUUUGUCAUACAUUUAGUUUGCAGUAAAGUUAUAUUGCUAUAAUUGCAGUUGGGUUGGAUUGGACAGGUGGAAAUUUAGCUGGAUGUUUUUCUUCUAAAACUUUACAUUUGUGACAAUUCAUUACUAAUUCAUUCGUAUACAUUACUUGCAUUUAUGUAAACUUAUAUUUAUAUAGGUUUUUAUUUAUAUAAAAUGAAAAAUAAAACCCCUCCUACAGUCAAGGCAUGCAC
Messenger RNA from Oreochromis aureus, 2191 nucleotides. It is a transcript of the gene rhno1, whose product is annotated as RAD9-HUS1-RAD1 interacting nuclear orphan 1. The coding region runs from base 209 to 1105 and encodes 298 amino acids. The record is from RefSeq and is a predicted model, not a curated record. The transcript has 3 exons. Gene Ontology annotation, cellular component: nucleus; chromosome. Lineage: Eukaryota; Metazoa; Chordata; Actinopteri; Cichliformes; Cichlidae. Gene Ontology annotation, biological process: recombinational repair; cellular response to ionizing radiation; DNA damage checkpoint signaling.